AUGAAAGACGAGAUAAUCAACCUGGAUAGGGUUUUAAAGGAGAGCCACAAGUUGAUAUCUACUGCCUCAAGGGAAGCAAACGAGAUAAUCGCACUGAUUGGAAACACAGGAUGCGGCAAAAGUGCUCUGGUCAAGUUUUUAAACAAGGACGAAUCACUGAAAAUCAUUGAGAACGCUCAAGAUGAAUGCAUCUUUGUAGACUCGGAGGAAACCAUCAGUGGAAUCGGUUCUGAAAGCUUUGAAUCGAAAACUCUUCUUCCCAACGUUGUUAAAGACGAAAAAACUGGAUGCACGAUCGUCGACUGCGCCGGCUUCAAUGAUACCAGGAGCAGCGAGACGGACUUUGUUGCGUCCUUCAUGAAUAACGAGUAUCUAAAGAUGGCUAAGAGGAUCAAGAUCGUCAUCGUCGAGAAUAUCGACAAUUUUAAACUGAACCUGAGCAGGGACGCGUUCGUGAAAAACCUGAUGCAAAUUUCUCAGCUUCUUAAAUCCAAUUACACGUUCCUACAAACUUCCAUUUGCGUCAUUGCAACUAAGGUGGACUCAACAAAAUCAGACGAAACUGAGAUUAUAAAUGUUCAAAGAUUUAUGGAUGAACUGAAGAAAUUCAUUUACGAGAAGUCUGGCAAAGAAGCCGACUUUGGAGACGACAACUGUCUGAGAGCUUUGAAAAUCAUCAGUUACCUGGAGGACGGUCGCAUUGGUAUCCUUCGGAGGCCAUCAAAGGUCGCAGAUGAACCGUGGGAAUUAGACGAAUUGAAACAAAACCUCAUCGACCUGAGGAGACUGAUUUUUGAAAAACUGCAGUAUGCGGACAAUGCAUGUGACAAAUUCAAUAUCACCGUGGCGCCAACGACUUAUCUUUGGAUAAACAGAAAUCUGAUUGAUGAAUCAUAUAUCGCGUUAAAAUCGUCACUCAAUCCCAUCAUCGGAGGUUUGAAGAAGAGCGUUAACGAAAAACUGCACAACGUAGAAGGAACACUGAAGGAGAAAAUAUCAAGCGUGAUCGCAGUCGGAAGAGAAAUCGUCGCAAUGCUUGAAAAUGUCAAGUGUGAAGAAGACGUCAUAUCUUGGAGCCGCACACACGCUAAACCGGAGGAAGCCGAAGAGCUCUUUUUUUGUAUGAACAAAUUGAAAUUCAUCUACGGAGUUGUUGGCAAGAACGAACAGAAGAUUGGAGACCUCAUUGUUGGACUAAACGGCCAACGCAAAAUCCUGAUUGAGAAAACCGCUAACGUCGUGGAAUUCCAUGAGAUGGUUGUUGACUUUUUUAAAGAAACUCGUCGGCAUGAGGUGCUUUUGAAGAAAGAUGAAAUUCUAGAACGCAUCGAUUCUAUGAACGUCACCAACGUCAGAACGGAAAUUUUGAAUCUUUGUGGAUCCAUUGGGCUAAACGAGGAAAUUACAAAACGAGCGCUAAACAUAAAGGAGAUCAGUGCCUCUCAUUUGGACAAUUUCAAAUGUUAUUCGAGAAAAAGUUUCAAUGAUGACUUGUCUAUCUCCCAGCAAAAAAACAUUUGCAUUAUCCGUGGCAAAUACAUCCUUUUGAGCCAGCAGCAGGAAUUCCUGCAGAGGAAUCGCCAACAGAGACGCCAAAUGGUGUUGGAAGCGACCCAAACUCUCUUUAUUGACUGUGACCUAACUCUGGAAAAUACUCAUCUGGUUCUGGUAGCACCACUCAUUGAAAUCGUCAAAGAAAAAAGGCUGAUCAAGCUCUUGGGAGAAAACGGCACUCAACAUGCAGAAACAAAAGCCAAAUCGUCCAAAAACGACACCCCAGGAGCAGAUGGUCUUGAUGGAAAUCCAGGAUUCAGUUCUGGAAAUUGUAAAAUAAUUGCUCUGGAUGUACGCAACCCUAAACUCCUGGAAAUUCACUCGCAAGGAGGCGACGGCAGCGACGGCCAGGAUGGAGGGGAUGGCAACAGCAUUUCAAGCGCUAUUCCUAUUUUCGAAGGAUACCAAGCAGAAAAUCAAAUCUUUGAGACGGAUGAAUUUCUCAGAAACAUUCGGCAAAACUACCACGACGUUAAAAUUGAAGGUGCUACAAAGUCGACGUACAAGGCAGGCGAUGAUCUUUCAUUCUUUCACCUGCGCCUCGAAAAUCAUCCUGAUCCUGAAUUGAAGCCCUCAGAUGGCGGAAAAGGUGGUGAUGCUGGACCGUCAGCAGCGGCUGGAAAAGUGGAAGUGCGUGUAAAAAACAUAUCAGCCAAAUAUCAAGUAGCUAUAAUCCCCCAAGACGGGAAAAAUGGAAAUGCGGGAAAAGGAGGUUUAGGCGGGGAAGCCAGAGGAAUGUACCGAACAUACAACUGCGCAGUCCUCCCUUACCAGAGAGAGCAGGAGGAAGCAGUGAAUCCAGAAACAAUAACUCAAGUAGCCACUGGCAUAUCUCAAGUAGCAGCGGCCGGGACCGCCGCCUUAGCCACUGUACCGAUGUACCAAAUGUUAGCAAUUGCAGCUAAUGUUGUAGCAGUACCAGUGAUUUCAUGGAUCGCUUCAUCUCUGACUGGUACUAAGACUGUCUCAUGCUGGAAAGUACAAAACAUUAACGAGGUCGUGCAAUCAGGAGAAUGUGUGCUAUCCAAAUCCCGCGAUGGGGCAGAUGGCCAAUCCGGCCCUGAUAAUUCAGAUCAACGAUAUAAAUUCACGGACAGUCUGCUCUCCUCUGAAGAUAUUAAGCAAGAUUUUGCUGCCUUUUCCGCCAAACAUGGAUAUGAAGAUGAGGAAGACUAUCAGCAGUUAAUCCAAUUUUGGACAUUUUAAUUUUCAAUUUAAGCACCGAAAUUGUUUUUUAUUAUUCUUUAGAGUGAGUAAUAAUUUUAUAAUACACCUUUAACAACACAUAGUCGGAAUAUCUAAUUUUAAUAAUAAUUAAUAUAGAAUUGAUUAAAUAUAAAAAUUCAUAAGUUUGAAUAUGUGAUAGUUUAAUUAGAUUGUUUCUAAAUUAUUAUAAUUUAAUGCGAGCAUGGUAAAAUUGUUCAAAUUAAAUUAAGUUAAAAAAACUAAAUUAAAUUUAAUUAAAAUUAUAGCAAAAACUUGAUUUUCUGGUGUUUUGAAUCAAACAAAUUCGAUUAAAAUAAUUUAGCCGAUGCGUACACACUUUUAUUUCUAAAGUAUAUCGUUUUGCGCGUUAUCGGGCGCCCUUUCCGCUCCGAGGACAGGGAUAGAAAGCAAGCAAAAAAAGCUUGCUCCGCCGGGUGAGAUUUUUGUUCUGGAGUGGAUAGAAGUCCAAAAAUGUUUGCUACCUUCUCUUCUCCCUUUCCCAACUUCGACAGCCGCGGUUUUCCCUUGCUGCUCGCCUCGCAACAAGGAAACUUCGCCUCUCGUACCAUCAUUUUUUAUCUGUUUGCACAUCCAAGGAAGAAGGGGUUCUUUGCCUCCGACCCUUUUUCUUGUUAUGAUUUCUCCGGCACACUCGAAAACGAUUUCUUGAUAAAAUCCAGUUUAUAUUUUUCUAAUGAAUAAAUUAU
Messenger RNA from Cloeon dipterum, 3467 nucleotides. RefSeq lists its product as uncharacterized. The record is from RefSeq and is a predicted model, not a curated record. The coding region runs from base 1 to 2760 and encodes 919 amino acids. NCBI's taxonomy places the organism in Eukaryota, Metazoa, Arthropoda, Insecta, Ephemeroptera, Baetidae. The transcript has 3 exons.